Messenger RNA from Paramecium octaurelia, 313 nucleotides. The record is from the annotation of a GenBank genome assembly. Lineage: Eukaryota; Ciliophora; Oligohymenophorea; Peniculida; Parameciidae.
AUGAAACUUUAAGAAUUAGGAAGAUUAAAAUCUAUAAAUACUCAAAUAGAUUAAAUAUAGUUUCCUUAAUUAAAAUGUAAUUGUGAAAGCUCCUUAAUGAUAAAAAGUGACUAUUAAUUUUCAUUAUUUUUUUUGAAAGAUUGUAAUUUCUAAAUCGUAAAUGAAUCAGAUGCUUUGAAAAUAAUUAACAUAAAUUAAAAGAAAAUUAUUGUAUAUAGAAAGGAUGUAUGGAUGUCAAUAAAAUUUAAAUUAAUUGUUCAAAUCCAAAAGUCAAUUGUGAUGAGUAGUAAUACUUAGUGUUAUUUUAGUUUGA